This is a messenger RNA of Tachysurus vachellii, 2098 nucleotides long. RefSeq names its product acid phosphatase 6, lysophosphatidic (gene acp6). Gene Ontology annotation, biological process: dephosphorylation. NCBI's taxonomy places the organism in Eukaryota, Metazoa, Chordata, Actinopteri, Siluriformes, Bagridae. The record is from RefSeq and is a predicted model, not a curated record. The coding region runs from base 141 to 1406 and encodes 421 amino acids. The transcript is spliced from 11 exons. Gene Ontology annotation, molecular function: phosphatase activity.
UAAUGACAAUUGAACUACAAAACCCAGAAGACAUUGCUCUCAUAGCCGGCACCUGUAUUUUCAAAAUACCGAAAGUUUGCCAGCAGGAAUGAAUGCAACGUUAGAUAUCUAACCGGACACCUGUGAAUUAGUACGACACCAUGUUGGCUCGCGUGGGCGCUAUGACAACAGCGAUUCUCGGCUCUGCAGUGUUCUGGGCGCAGCGGAAAAACACUGAGCCUGAACAGGCAAACUUGGAUUUGACUCCUAGUUCCGAACAGUCCUCAUCUCAGCAUGAGCUGAAACUUGUUCAGGUGUUGUUUAGACAUGGUGCAAGAACACCACUGAAAUCUAUACCAGAUGUUUUGGAGGCACACUGGGUUCCUGACCUUCUGCAGGUUCCAGAUCACACCAAGAUUGAUUAUGUAGUUACAGACCUACAGGGAGGCCCAAGACCACCUUCUCCUGUGGAGGAAAGCUACAGAGCUAAAACACUGGCGGGUGGCACAUACCCAGGUCAGCUGACCACACUGGGCAUGCAACAGCUGUAUGAUCUCGGACUAAGGCUGAGGAGGAGGUACAUUCAGGACAUGACCUUCCUUAGCCCAAACUUCAACAGUAAAGAAGUUUACAUCCGGUCAACCAACAUCGUCCGCACCAUCGAGUCAGCCAAGUGUCUGGUAGCGGGCUUGUUCCAGCAACAACAAACUGAAACUGUACCCAUCCUCACAGAAGAAGCAAAAAAAGAGAUCCUAUACCCAAACUACCAUGGAUGCAAACUUCUCAAGAUGCUCAGCGGGUCUCGUUGGGCAGAAUCAUCCACGUUGCCUGAUAUCGCUUCUGAUCUACGGAGCAUUCAGAGCGUGUUGGGGGUCAAGCCUCAUCAGCAUCUUGACUUCAUCCUCAUAAGAGAUGAUAUGGUGGCCAGAGAGACUCACAGACUACCGUCCCCUGCAGCUCUGGAGAGCUGGAGAGCUAAAGUAGAGCAGAGAGCUAUAGAUAUGAUCUGGCACAUCUAUGAGCCCAGUAACAGGGAGAGUCUACAGUUGUGUGUGGGUCCGGUGCUUCACACUCUUCUCACUAACAUGGAGAAGAAGGUUCAGGGUAAUACCCCAGAUUCAGACAGGAAGCUGUUUCUGUACUCUGUACACGAUACUACGCUAAUGCCGUGCCUGAUGGCAUUGGGUGUGUUUGAUAUGAGAUGGCCUCCGUAUGCUGCUGACAUCACACUUGAGCUGUACCAACACCGGCAGAACAAGCAGCAUUAUGUCAAAAUAUCCUACAUCGGUCAGGAUCAGAAGAUCCCUGGCUGUAGUGAUGUCUACUGUCCUCUGAGCGAGUUUAAGCAGGCUAUGUCCAUGUAUGCACUGCCCGAAGAGAGAUACCACACCCUCUGCAACCGCAGAGAAGAGAUACCCACCCACUGAGUUUACACUACCUCACCCCUUUGCAAACACACACACAAACACACACACACCAGAAGCAGGUUCAGCUUAUUUCAUAUUUACACUCAUUGAUUUCCAGAACUUUAAUCUACUAUUCAUUACUUGUUUUAUAUAGUUUUUAGAUUUUUUGAACAUUUUUGUUUAGGACUGUCUCGAUCAUGAACCUCAGCAUUUACACAUCAAAUGGUCAACAAAUAAAAAUUGCAUCCUGUACUUAUUUGCAGUUAUACAAGUACGAAGUAGACUUGUUUCUAAUCAUAUCAUCAGUCACAUAUCACCAGAACACAAAGCAUGCGGUAUGUAAAAUAUUAUGUAAGCAUACUCAAAUUCAGAACGAAGCAUCAGACAAGAUUGUUACUCAUAGUACUUAUCACAAGACAGAAAGGGAAAACUGAAAAGUGAAGUUGUUUAUUUAUUACAAAGUAAUGAGUAAUUUUUAACUCGGCGUCCACUUUAACAUUUGUUUAUUUGUGCUCUUUGGAUUUGAGUGUGUGCUUAUUUUCCCCUCUGUGGGGUAUCUUACUGCACUUCUAACAUAUAGACGACGUGAAAGAGAACGUAUUUGGUUUCACCUGUUUUUGCGGAUUUAAAUCAACUUUACUUUUUAUUAGUAAAUAUUAUAAGUACAUUCAGUCGUGGUGUUAAAGCUUAAAAUAAAUUACUGAGUAGUUGUA